AAUAACGUAUGGUCUAAAACUGUGUGCAUUAAUAUUCUAGUGUCAUUACAAGAAACAGUACCACGAGUCACUGGUGGUCACGAAGCAACUCCGUACAGUCAUCCUUAUAUGGUGUCCCUGCAGAAAAGGUUGCUCUGGUUCCGACUUCAUAUUUGUGGUGGAUCGAUAAUUAGCAAGAAUAGGAUAUUAACCGCGGCACAUUGUGUAUCGGAUUCAUUUGUAAUGAAAUGGUUACCUUUGGAUGCAAUAGCAGGAAUUCAUAAUAACUAUUACUUCGGACGACAAGCUCAAAUAAGGACAAUAUUUAAAAAAUAUCCACAUCCUGAUUAUAACGGGUAUUCCAUUUUAAUACAAAACUGUUGUAAGCGAAAUGAUAAUAGAAAUGUUUUUUUUAUAUUCACCGGGCGAGCCAGGCCAAUUCGUGCGAAAAUGUUAAAGCGGGCUCUACUACUGUUAAAAUGUGUAAAGAUUGAGACAUUUUUUUGCAGGGGUAUUGGAUCCCAUGAUAUCGCAGUUCUUUACACGUUCUCGCCGUUUAAAUUUACACGAGAAUUACAACCGAUUAGUUUACCUAACGAUUUGAAACUCGAUCAACAAUUAUUAACUAUAUCGGGCUGGGGUCUUCUCAGUACAAGUAUGUUUAUGUUAGAUUUUCCUGAAAAGUUACAAGAAAUUGAAGUUACAUAUCUCCCUUACGAAGAUUGCUAUGAAGCUAUAGAAGGCGUUAAAGACGAAGAUGAAAUAAAUCCUUUAAAUGCUGAGACCCAUAUCUGUACAGGACCAAUCACUGGCGGAGUAGCCGCUUGCAGUGGAGAUUCCGGAGGACCUUUAGUUUUACAUAUUGUUAAAGAUUCUAAUGCAACAAAAGAAAAUGAUAGCAAUGAAGGUGUGACUGUUGAAGAUUACUAUAAUUCGACAGUUGUAUUACUGGGAAUUGUUUCUUGGGGCUUGACACCAUGCGGUGAAGAAGGUGCACCAACGAUUCAUACGAAAGUAUCCUCUUAUCUUGAUUUUAUAAACCAGCAUUUGCGUAAAUAAUAUAUUCCAGAAGUUAAGGUUAUGUAAAAUUAUUUU
Messenger RNA from Papilio xuthus (Asian swallowtail), 1074 nucleotides. RefSeq names its product glandular kallikrein. Gene Ontology annotation, biological process: proteolysis. Gene Ontology annotation, molecular function: serine-type endopeptidase activity. The record is from RefSeq and is a predicted model, not a curated record. The transcript is spliced from 4 exons. The annotation marks the transcript as partial. Lineage: Eukaryota; Metazoa; Arthropoda; Insecta; Lepidoptera; Papilionidae.